Musa acuminata subsp. malaccensis (wild Malaysian banana) is the source of this 1063-nucleotide messenger RNA. RefSeq lists its product as uncharacterized. NCBI's taxonomy places the organism in Eukaryota, Viridiplantae, Streptophyta, Magnoliopsida, Zingiberales, Musaceae. The record is from RefSeq and is a predicted model, not a curated record.
CUCUAUCCCCAUGUCGAAGCUUGAAAGGAACAAUUUCCUGCCGUCGGCGGCAUAUUCGAGCCUCCAAUCGGAUCCAAGCAAGCAUAUUCAUCUUGCUUCUCUCCCAUUUCAGUCUUCGAUCUGCAUAAAUAAGUGUAUAUAUAGUGAUGAGUGAGACGAGCGUUGCUUUGAUCCUUCGACCAUGAGAGGGAUGAACGGAUUAGAGAGCUCUUCUUCUUUAUCGCCGUCGUUAUCGAGCCCUUACUUCCCCGUCUUGCACAACUACCCGCUGAUCUCGGCCAUCCUCGCCUUCGCCAUCGCCCAAUCGAUCAAGGUCUUCACCACCUGGUAUAAGGAAAGACGCUGGGAUGCCAAGCAGCUUAUUGGAUCUGGUGGGAUGCCAUCGUCCCAUUCAGCAACAGUGACAGCACUAGCAGUAGCUAUUGGAAUUCAAGAUGGCUUGGGUAGUUCUGCUUUUGCUACAGCAACGAUGUUUGCAUCUGUGGUAAUGUAUGAUGCUUUUGGUGUUCGACUGCAUGCUGGAAAGCAGGCAGAGGUGUUGAAUCAAAUUGUGUAUCAACUUCCAGAAGAACAUCCUUUGGCUGACACUAGACCGCUGCAUGAACUUCUUGGCCAUACCCCUCUUCAGGUCACAGCUGGUGCUAUCUUGGGGUUUUUCGUAGCUCUCUUAUCUCGAUUAAUCAACAAAUUUGCGGGUGGAGCAUGACAUCCGGAACGAUGAAGACAAUCAUUGACACCAGGCUGCAGCUUCUAGUUACAAGUGGAAAUAGGUUUUCCAGGUAGUCAGCCAGGUUGGUCACUUCAAGAUGGACAUUUUAACCCAUAAAUAGUAUGAUGACUGAUGAGGAUGCUAUUUGCAGAAGACAUAGAUCCAUUCUUUCUGUGAUAUCAUUCUUGUCUGCGUAGAUGUGUCUAAGUUUGAUAGAUUAGUCAUUCUUGUAUGCAUGCAUCCAUGUGUGUAAGUUUGAUAGAUUAGCCAUUCUUGUAUUGUAUUUAACCAUUCUUCCACUUGCUGUAUGCUUGAUUGUGCAUGUUAUAUAGGAGGACAGUAUUUUCUUUUUGC